AUGGCUGACCUUCAAUCAAAAGCACUCGAGCAAUUCGAUAAGCUUGUGCAGCGUGGUGAUAUCAUUUUUAAAGAUGCCCCGCCUGUUUCUAUUCGAGCCCAUCCGUUCAAUCUCCAAUUCCGCAUCGCAGCAAGCCUGACAAAGAAGCCACAAGUCCCGAUUAAGGACGCCCAGCAGGCACCCGAUGGUACGAAGGCUAAGCCUAGCCCGUUUGCCAAAGAUCCGCCGGAGUUUGUCCUCGAGCAUGUUGGACCAGAGCAUACCCUGCGUUUCAACAAGUUCUGUGUCGUCCGGCCUCAAUUUGUGCUUCAUACCAAUGAGUUCAAACCCCAGAUUGAGCCCCUUUGCGAAACCGAUCUCGCCGCUGCUUGGAACGUGCUUUAUCGGCUGCAAAGCCCGUACAUAAUCAUCUACAAUGGUGGGAUGCAGGGGGGUUGGUCGUUGCCGCACCGCCAUAUGCAGUUCCUGCCGCGGCCUCCACGAGAAAGCCACGAACUCUUUCCAGAUAAAUAUGGCAUCGAGAAUGGAAAGAUUCCGCAAGUUCCAUUCCAGAAUGCCGCGCAGAGGUUGCAGCCCUCUAUUUCAACCAACGAGCUUUUCGCGACCUACAAGGAGCUUUUGGAGUCUGCUGGUGUCACAAAGGAAGACUAUUCCCACAAUCUCGUUUUAGUGAAGGAGUGGAUGAUGAUUAUUCCGCGAUCUCGCGCGAGCCAAGAAGGCGUCAAUAUAGUAAAUGCGGCCGCCAUGGUUGGCAUGAUCUGGAUACCUUCCAACGAGGUUCUCGAGUCGGCCGUUGAUAUCGUCAUGAAAACGUACUCCCUUUGCUCUGGAGCGUCUACGCUCAUCCUGCUCCUCGUCUCUGUCGCAGAGGCGCGUCACGGCCAUGGUCAUGGCCAUGGAAAAGUCGCGAAUGUUCCCCUGGAUGGUUUCGGCUUGAAGCGUCAUCAGUUGUACCAUCGCGCCGCUGUCGAACCUCUUCGCAAGCCCAACGAAAUCUCCGGCCCCAAACUGCAAAGACGCGCCGGACAGUGCGAGUUUCCCUCCGAUGCUGGCCUGGUGGCUGUGACCCCAGGCGCGCAGAAUGCUGGCUGGGCUAUGAGCCCUGAUCAGCCGUGCAUGCCCGGUAACUACUGUCCCUACGCCUGCCCGGCAGGCAUGGUGAUGGCGCAAUGGGAUCCGUCUGCGACGGCGUACAAGUACCCAAUGUCCAUGAAUGGCGGUUUGUACUGCGACAAGAGCGGAAAGAUCACCAAGCCCUUCCCAAAUAAACCGUACUGUGUUGACGCGUCCGGUCCUGUCGUCGCGAAGAACAAUUGCGGCAGCGUCGUGUCGUUUUGCCAGACUGUCCUCCCUGGCAAUGAAGCUAUGUUGAUCCCUACCAGCGUCGAUAGUGAUGCAAAACUUGCUGUGCCGAAUCCUGACUACUGGUGUUCCACUGCUGCCCAUUACUACAUCAACCCACCUGGGAAGGACGCUUCCACUGCCUGUGUUUGGGGAAAAAAGGACAAUCCUUGGGGUAAUUGGGCUGCAUUCGUUGCUGGCGCGAACAUGGAUGCCAACGGCCAAACGUUCCUCAAGAUCGGCUGGAACCCUAUCUACAUCGAGCCCCAAACUCCUUUCCGUAACAAGAGCCCGUCGUAUGGUGUGAAGAUCGAAUGUGACGGCGGUGGCUGCAACGGUCUUCCUUGCGAAAUCGACCCUUCAAAGAACGGCGUCAAUGAAGUUACUGGCCGAGGUUCCGGCGGUGCUGGCGGCGCAAACUUCUGCGUUGUGACUGUGCCUAAAGGCAGCAAAGCGAGCGUCUCCGUGUUUCAACCAGGUAACAACAAUGGCGGCGGCGACGACGAAGCGAAAGCGAGAGUUGAUACGCCCAGCUCGAAGAAAGAGGAGUCCAAGCCAUCGUCCACGCCCUCUCCGUCUCCAUCUCCCUCGCCCUCACCCUCGACGAGCUCUACUCCCCCACCCAGCUCCUCUGCAGUGGAAACAUCCUCGUCGACUCCCCAACUGACCUCAUCCUCAAGCACCGUAAGCUCAAUCUCUUCCGUUUAUUCGUCGGCAAUCGCCUCGACAACAAAUUUCUCAAGUUCUAGUUUUGUAACACCAACUCCUAUCAAGGCUUCCUCCGUCUCGCCGCAAGUCUUCGUCGAGAAUCCUAGUUCAACCAUCUCUAGGAAGCUGAACUCGACCAACAUCAUGACCUCGCCAACCCUGCCUCGAUCAACCGCUCUGUCCAUGCCGUCCGCCCAAACUACCAAAACGGGCGCUGCGUCUACCGCAGCGCUAUCUGUCCUGAGCCUCACGGCCAGUUUUCUUGUUGUCUCCUUAUUUCUUAGCUUUUAG
Molecule: messenger RNA, 2340 nt
Organism: Ophidiomyces ophidiicola
Lineage: Eukaryota; Fungi; Ascomycota; Eurotiomycetes; Onygenales; Onygenaceae
Exons: 6
Coding region: 1-2340 (779 amino acids)
Molecular function (GO): ATP:ADP adenylyltransferase activity
Source: RefSeq, a predicted model, not a curated record